AAAAAAAAAAAAAAAAAAAAUCAAGGCAGAGGAGCAGAAAGCAGAAGCACUUCCGAAGUGUGUCUAUCGCAGCCACGAGAGCAGAAAUCGUCAAAAAGACGGAGCUGUCAACGAAGCGAUUCCUCCACAUGUGGACAUCUCCAUCCCAGUUGAGGAUAGGACGGGCACCUAGAAAAAAGAACAGUCCAUAGAAAAGGAAGAUCAAUGAAAAAAUCAGCAAUGGCAGAUAAAAGAUUCGUUCCAGCGAACAAGCGGAAACUGUCUUUUUUAAGUUUUGGGCAGAGAAUAGCGGCCGAUGGACAUGGAACGAAAACGGUACAAGAGCUGGACGAGGAGAUGGAGAAGGUGUUUGCUAUGGAUGCCGGAGAAAAGUUCAACGUAGCUGCAUUCGGUUCUCCCUCGGAAUCAAUAGGCUCUGAUCGUGAUCGCGAUCGAGGGCCUGCUGUUUCGCGUUAUGGCGAUCGUGGCCUCGACCAACAUCGAAAGAAAAGCUACCCGCACCCGCACAUGCCAUUGAAGAGUCUCCACUCGAGAUCUAUGCGACGUCAUUUAUCACCCGAAGGUUCUGUAGUAGCCGAAAAUAUUUUGGAAGAAGAAACGCCUGCGGAAGGUUUGAAUAAUAAUAGCAAUGGAGAACCAGAGACGGCCUUGGAGCACGUUGACUCCAUCGAUAGUACCAACUCUCCCCUGGAAGACAAGGAGGACAAGGAGAGUUCUGAAGAUGGCAAGGUGUCAAAGCACCAUCGAAGGCAGAGAAAAUACAGUCGAGUAAUAAGGAAGGUCGUUGAUUUAAAGGAUGCAGAAGAAGUUGUGGAGGCAUUGGAGGACAUUGCCGAGAACGUGGGCAGCAGCGAGAGCGAGGCUCCACUGUCGGAGCGAGCGGCCUCGGGUUACAGCGAGAGCCCGUCCUGCGGCAGUCCCAGGGUGCAGUUCGAGAAAAUCCACGAGGAGGAGUUGGGCGAGCACGACGUGAUGGAGGGCAACGAAGGAGCUGCCGGCGACGACGACAAGAAGGGACGAAGACACCACAAUCACAAGCGACAUCAUCACCAUCACCACCAUCACCACAAAUCGCGCAAGUACUCGCUGCAAGAGGACCCGCAAUGGCGAAAACGCUCCGGAGCCGGGCUGCCGGGCGAGUUCAGCGGGUCCGCGGUGGCGAGGCGCGUCAGCGUCCAGCCCGAGGAGGCCAAGACGCUGCAGGAACUCGACAUCGACGACCUCGAGUCGCAUCGAAGCGACGAUCCCCGCGGCAUGAGACGCCACAAAGCCGCCCAUCCGACCGUGCAGAUCGGCCGGCGCAAGGAGGGCGGCAUACCCCACGAGACCUUCAAAAAGAUGUACGACCAUUCGCCGCACGAGGUCUUCGUGCAGCUGGACGAGCUUCACGGCUUCGGCGAGGAGAGGGAGUGGAGAGAGACCGCCAGGUGGAUCAAGUACGAGGAGGACGUCGAGGAGGGCGCCGACAGAUGGGGUCAACCUCACGUGGCCUCGCUGAGCUUUCACUCGCUACUGAAUCUUCGCCGCUGCCUCGAGACCGGCGUCGUGCUGCUCGACCUCGAGGAGAAGGACCUGCCGGGACUGGCUUAUCGAGUCGUCGAGCAAAUGGUCAUCGAGGAGCUGAUAUUGCCCGAGGACCGGCCCGUCGUGAUGCGAGCUCUACUGCUCCGCCACAGGCACGUACACGAGCACGAACGAGGCUUCAGGUUCGGCGCCAAACGAAAUUACUCCAGCUACACGAGCCUCCAGUCUAUCUGGUUUGACGAGGACGACUCUCCGCGGGAAGGAGCCGAGAACAAUAACUUGCAAGAAACGAAAUCGAAAGUGCUUUCGUCGAACCAAGCCCUAGACAACAAUCACACGGUCAUCGACAUGAAGGAGGAGUUGACGUUCACUAGCAGCGUCGAAGACAUAAAAAAAGGUCAAAACGAGCAUAUUUUAAAGAGGAUACCGAGCGGCGCCGAGGCCACGGUUGUCCUCGUCGGAGCAGUCGACUUUCUCGAUCAACCAACGAUUGCUUUUGUCAGGCUGGCCGAAGGUAUUCUGAUGCCGGCCAUCACGGAGGUGACGAUUCCGGUGCGCUUCAUGUUCACGUUGCUGGGGCCGCGCAAUUCCGACCUGGACUAUCACGAGAUCGGUCGCUCUAUCUCCACCCUCAUGUCGAACACGUCGUUCCACAAGGUCGCCUACAAGGCGAACGAGCGUCGGGAGUUGCUCUCGGCCAUCAACGAGUUCCUCGACGACUCGAUCGUCCUGCCGCCCGGCGACUGGGAGCGCCAGGCCCUGCUGCCCUUCGACGAGCUCAAGGCCAAGAGCGAAGCCAUACGCAAGCGCAAAGCCAAAGCCCUGGAGGACAAGCGCAAGAAGCAGACCCAGAGCGACGCCGCCGUUAAAAAAGCUAUAAUGGCGGGCGAGGAGGAGAAGAAGCCACCGGACGACUUGGACCCGCUGCGACGCACGCGGCGUCCGUUCGGCUGCCUGAUCAACGACAUCAAGCGGCGCUACCCGUUCUACGUGUCGGACUUCACCGACGGCCUGAGCUCGUCGUGCCUGGCCGCGGCGAUAUUCAUGUACUUCGCGGCCCUCUGCACGGCCAUCACGUUCGGCGGCCUGAUGAGCGAUAAGACCCACAACGUCAUCGGCAUCAGCGAGACUCUGGUCUCGUGCUCGAUGACCGGCGUCAUCAUGGCCCUGUUCGCCACGCAGCCCCUCGUCAUAAUCGGCACGACGGGGCCCCUCCUGCUCUUCGACGAGAGUCUCUACAACUUUUGCGAGGCCAACAAUCUCGACUUUCUCACCAUGAGGGUCUACGUGGGCGCUUGGAUGGCCAUAAUCGCCCUGAGCAUCGCCUGCGUCGAGGGCUCCGUUCUGGUACGGCUCUUUACUCGCUUCACCGAGGAAAUUUUCACGGGGCUCAUAUCCAUCUUGUACAUCGUGGAGACGUUCAUCAAGCUGGUGAACUACUUCAAGCGCAAUCCCCUCUGGCCGGAGUACUGCUUCGAGCAGGGAAACUCGAGCAUCUCGACGAACGGCAACGACGCAGCCAUGUCAUCGAGCAGCGUCAUGAGCGAGUACGCGGAGUUGAUGAGGCGGCCGGCCGUCAACGUCAGCGAAGCGAACGCCCGGCACAGCGAGCUGGCUCUGGCCGGCCUCAACCAGAGCAGCGCCUUGAGCGAGCUCGAUCAGGCGCUGAGCUCGUCGCUGCUGUCCGGCCACGACGCUCAGGGCCUCGAGAUCAAUCAGCCCAACACGGCCCUCAUGUGCACGAUCCUGUGCCUGGGCACCUUCCUCGGCGCCUACUAUCUGCGCAUCUUCCGCAACAGCCACUACCUGGGCAGGAGCGCGAGACGAGCCUUCGGCGACUUUGGCGUGCCCAUCAGCAUCGUGACCUUCGUGCUGAUCGAUUAUCUGGCGGGCGUCAAGACGGAGAAGCUCCUCGUGCCGGAGGGCCUCACGCCGACCGUGCCCAACCGAAGUUGGCUCGUCUCGCCGGUCCAGGGCGACGUGCCCGUCUGGAUGGCCCUCGCUUGCUCCGUGCCCGCUCUCCUCGUCUACAUUCUCGUCUUCAUGGAGACCCAGAUAUCCGAACUGAUAAUCGACAAAAAGGAGCGCAAGCUGCGCAAGGGAAACGGCUACCACAUGGACAUCGUGGUGGUGUGCCUGCUGAACUUUGGCUGCGGCCUGAUCGGGGCGCCCUGGUGCUGCGCCGCCUCGGUGCGCUCCCUGACCCACGUGAACGCGGUCACGGUGAUGUCGCGCACCCACGCGCCCGGCGACAAGCCCCACAUCGUCGAGGUGAAGGAGCAGCGCGUCUCCUCGCUCCUCGUCGCCAUCCUCGUGGGCGUGAGCGUGCUGAUGGCGCCGCUGCUGCGACGCGUGCCCAUGGCCGUGCUCCUCGGCGUCUUCCUCUACAUGGGCAUCUCGUCGACCAACGGCGUGCAGCUCUUCGACCGGGUCAAGCUCUUCUUCAUGCCGGUCAAGCACCACGGCACGGCCAACUACGUGCGCCGCGUGCAGACCUGCAAGAUGCACAUGUUCACCCUCGUGCAGAUCACCUGCCUGGCCGUGCUCUGGAUCGUCAAGAGCACCAAGGCCGCCCUGGCCCUGCCCUUCUUCCUCAUUCUCAUGAUACCGCUGAGGGCGCAGAUGCGCCACUUCUUCAGUCCGGCCGAGCUAAGGGCGCUCGACAGCAAGAAUCCCGACAACGACGAGGAGGAGCCCGAUUUCUACGAGGAGGCGCCUCUGCCUGGUUAAACUGGUCUACUCUGCGUUGACGCCUUAACUCUGCGGCACUCUAUACGCUCUAAACUCCUUCUCAGCUGCCUGCGCUACAUCAGAACGUCGAAUUAUGAUAAAGCUCCUUCGAAUGCUCGUUCGGAAGCUCUUCGUGCGAUCUUCGCGCGUCAAGACGUAAUUCUACUACGUCCAUGUGGCGAGUUAUUCGCUCGUCGACACGCGUUUGUGUGUGCCUUACAUAUGGAUUCCUAUGUGAAUGUAGGGAUUGUGCCCGUAUAGCCGAUUUGCGCAGGUUUACGCGUUUGCGCGCGUGCGACCGCUCCGUUAUUAUAUUAUUACUUUUUUCCAUCUCUCGCGUACCAUCGCCAGCUUUGCAUGUAACAAUGUACAUCGAUGCUGGGAUUCCUUAAAGCGAAAUCUUUACAGGCCCCUUUUACUAUCCGACUCCGAAACUAUUUUUGACGUUUGAUCGAUCGCGAUAUUAUCGGGCCCGCUGAUUUUUCCUCGCGAUGGACUUUGUCGUUUGUUCCAAAAUGAUUUCAGAAAAAUUUUAAGAGUUUUCGUACCAUACAAAAUCAGUAUUGCUAUCUUAUGACCCCCCAACGGAUCUAUGAUCUAUGAACGGAUUAUUUGUAUAUGAAUGAAAAUUAAAGAGCGCUAUGAUGUAGCUAUCUUUUGUACUUACUUGGAAGAGUAUUUAACAUUUACUUUGAAUAUUUUAGUUUUUAACACUCGAUCACACAAUGCGAGACGCGAUCGAUGAAUCAUAUUUCUGUGUUUUUUUUUUUUUUUUUCAUUCUUACGCCUACGCAUAGUAAAUUUAUUAAAACUAUUACGGCGUUAAAAGCGGCACCUCGUCAUCAAAAACCAUAAAUUCCAAAUGAAUAAAAAAAAUUUACCAUUGUUCGUUGAUAAUUAUAAUAUGGACGCCCAGCACAAAAUCCACACUAAUAAAUUCGAGUAGCAAAAAUUUGGCUUUACGAAUCCUAAAGGAUACGGCUAAGGACCAUUUUUGCCGUUUGAAUUUAUUUUCGACGUUUUUACGACCGCAUAUAAUAUUAUUUAACGUGCCUUGAACAUUACAAUUAAUUGUACACAUUACGAUGGCCAUCACGUGCACCUAUAAUAAAUAAAAUGUCCUCAACUCUUCUUUACAAUUCAGGGUUUUAUUAUGAUUAUUGGGCAUUAUGUCAAUAUGAACUUUUCAAAUUUUGUAUAUUUUGACUUUGUAUUUCCCUUUUUGAACUCUUCAGACUGAAGUUUCGCUUUGGAACUUUUGGUUUAGACCUUUUGUACCCCAAUCUCAAUUGAUUGGGGUAUUAUAUUCAAUGGUCACCUUUUUUCGAUUAUAACGAGGUACUACUGCCUUUAACGUCAUAAUAAUUUAAAUAUAUUAACAUGAUAAUUAUGCAAACAAACUUUUAGCUGAAAUUUUCCUAAUCUCAAUGAUUUUACUAGAGCUAUAGACUGGGUACUGAAAAAUCUGUUUUUAUCGUCUUCAUUUGAAAACUGCAGUCGAGUUUAAUUUUUAUCAAUCUUUGCUCUUACAGUUUAUUCAAAAUAAAAAUAUUUAUCUUCUUUUGACGUUGAUGAGCACGGUGUAAAAAAUGUAUUUUCAUUCGGGUACCCCUAAGUUGAUAAAGAUUGAAAAGAAAUGUCCUUUCUUCGUACUCAUCAACAUCAAAGAUAGAUAAAUAUUUAUUUCAUGUAAAACUGCAGAUUAAUUAUUCAUUGCAUACAGUUGUUGCAAUCCUAAACGUUUCAGCUAGCUCGCUGCUUCACAUAUUGAAUCAUUGAAUUUCAAUAUCUUUGAUAGAUACGAAAAAUCUCACAGGUAAAUUCUUUCAAUAGACAUACUUGUGAAUAUAUUUUUUUAUUAAUAUUAAUCAGAAGAUGACUCAAUAUUUUCAGAAUGCCUUAUUGUAAACGUGUAUAACUUGAAAAACUUUGUUAUCAAUUCUUUUUAGAGCAUUCAAAGAAGGUUACGACUCAAAAUUUAUUUAAACAUAUCAAAGAUAUUUAUAUAAAAAUUACUUGUAUACAAAUAAUGUAUCUCAGAUACUACAUAGUGAUAUACUUGUAUUGAAUAUUUAAAAAAAAGAGGAUAUUAAGUAAAAAUAUUAGUUUUUGUUGUAUGGAUAUCACUAAAAUGGAAUAAUUUUUUUAAAAUGCACAAAUUAACUCAUUUGCUGUAAUUGAUCAAAAAUCAAUAAAUGAAUAAGCACAUAACUUGACUCUGAACAGUUAUAAGCUUUACUUGCAUGGCACAUAAAUUAAAUAGGAGUAUGAGUCAUAUUAACUUUUAAUUACCAAUCAUAAAAAAUUGUUACGAGUGAAGUAUAUUUUUUGAUGUUUCAAAGUCCAUUCAUUUUUUAUUAUCUAUAUAAAUAAAUAUCUAAAUAAAAGAACAUCGAUAUCAGAGCUAAUAAAUUGUUAAUGUAGUUAAAAUGUAAAAAUGCAAAUUAUUUUUCUACGAUGUAAAACCAUGCUAUUUAUUUAUUGCUGCGAGCACAUCAAACGAUUAUUUUACAGUAUAAAUCUCAUUAGAAUUUAUAAAAUUAGUUUAUAUGAUCACAUUUGAUAAAAAGAGAAAAAUGUAUUUAAUUUGAUCCUUUUAUCGAAACUUCAAUGAUUAAUUAUCAAAUAAUUUAUCUUCCAAGUUUCGAAAUUAAUGAAUAGAUAUUAAAAAUUAAUUUAGAAUAUUUUUGUAAAUAUGUAUAUCUGUAUAGAAAUUGUCUUCAUUGAUAAUUUUU
This is a messenger RNA of Trichogramma pretiosum, 6989 nucleotides long. It is a transcript of the gene Ae2, whose product is annotated as anion exchange protein 3. Gene Ontology annotation, biological process: bicarbonate transport; regulation of intracellular pH; monoatomic anion transport. Gene Ontology annotation, molecular function: monoatomic anion transmembrane transporter activity; solute:inorganic anion antiporter activity. Bases 205 to 4254 code for a protein of 1349 amino acids. The record is from RefSeq and is a predicted model, not a curated record. Lineage: Eukaryota; Metazoa; Arthropoda; Insecta; Hymenoptera; Trichogrammatidae. The transcript is spliced from 14 exons. Gene Ontology annotation, cellular component: plasma membrane.